AUGGCAUGCCGGCGCCUUACGGGAGGGCCUGUACGAACUGUGCCCGCGCUAAGUGCAGGUGUAUUUACCGGUCUGGCGGAACAGACUGUGAAAGAAUGUGUGCCCUCCGUUACCAUCCGGAAGCGCAAUGGCAAGAGGGCUCAUGUUUCCCGCGCUGCCCAGUUGGAGGCAAAGCUUGAAGAUCUCGUUACCCUGCUCCGGCACCAGGCCACCCCGACAGACAAAGGGCCGCCCGGCGACGGUGCCGGUAAUGCCGCCACGGGAACUCCUACUCUGAGCUCUCGCUCAACGAUGAGCGAAUCUGAGGAAAGUACCCCCCACUCGGCUGCUCACGUUGUCCUGCCGGUCCAACAAAUCGAUCGUGGCCCUGGGAAAGACCUCCAAUCCCUUGCGCCCCGCCCUCCCCUCGGAAGGGCUUUCCAACCCCCAGCUCGAGACCUGUUGGCAGCGGCAAAAGAACUGCCCUCCAUGCCCUCUUGCAUAUACCAGCCGACCCCCUUUGAAGCCGUCGAGGAUCUCAACACAUUCCGCAAGUACAUGCUCAUCUUCCUACCCCUGGUACACUUGCCUGCCACCAUGACGUCCGAGAUGCUCAAGGAGUCGUAUCCGUUUUUAUGGUUCAGCAUCAUGACUGUGACCUGCAAGAACGUGGAUCGCCGCCUUGCCAUGAAUGAAGCCGCAAGAAAGUUCCUGGCCCAGAAGAUGGUCGUCGACCACGAGAAAAGCCUUGACUUGCUUCUUGGCCUGCUUGUCAUCAUGGGCUGGGCGCAUUACUACCUCAACAAGGACAAACCAAUACUCUCCGUUAUGGCGUCUCUCGCCAAGUCUCUAGUCUUUGACCUGUCCCUCAACAAGGUCCCGAGCGAGUCAUACGUUUCCUCUUGCUUGAAGACCCCGUUACACCCGCCCGUAAAGGAGAAGACACUCGAAGAACGGCGAGCCGUUCUAGCAUGCUUUCUUGUUACCUCACAAAUAUCUCAUUCCAUCAAGCGAAUCGACGCGCUAGCAUGGACGCCUCAUAUGGACGAUUGUCUCCAAACGCUCUCGCAGCAAAGAGAGUGGGAAGGAGACGACUUACUGGUGGCCCAAGUCAAGGUCCAACUAAUAGCCGACCAAGUGACUCGCGCCGCGUCUCAGUCUGCGGAUGGCAUUCCUCCAGGCUACGUUCGCUCUGCCCUCCGGACUCAGCUGCAAACCAUGAGAGCUCAGCUUCCACUCCAUCUACAGCACAACGACACUAUCCUCAGCCACAUAUACUACACUGAACUCGCCAUCCACGAACCUGCCAUCUCUGAACCAAAAUCGACUUUUAACCCCAUUAUGUCCAGCAUGAACCGUUAUGAGGCGAUGGAAGCAUGUCUCGAUGCUGUCCGAGGCUGGUUCGAUAGGCACUUUUCUAUCCCUAGCUAUGUCUACAUUGGCAUGACGUUUGCCUACUGGUGGAACCUAGCCCACUGCCUCCUCACACUCAACAGGCUCUCGAUCCUUGACGAGACGGCUUGGAACCGCCGCGCCGUGAGAGACCGAAUCGACCUGCUCGCCACUCUCGAUCAAGUCAAGGCCGGAUUUGACGAGAUCGCAGCGCAGCGGCGGCUCGAUACUGGCCCAACAGUUGAUGACGAUCCCUUUUCCAAGUUCUCCAAGAUGGUCCGAUCAAUGAAGGCAAAUUGGGCCCCUGAACUAGCCGCAACUGAGGGGAACCCGGGCUCGACCGCACCCACAGCGGCGGAAGCGUUUAUCGACAACAGCACCGAGGGGUUGAGUGUGCCGUUCUUUCAGCCCGAAGACGGUGAGACAUGGAUGGCUGGCCUCUCUGGGCUUUUCGACAUGAACUGGGACGCAUAA
Messenger RNA from Chaetomium globosum CBS 148.51, 1845 nucleotides. RefSeq lists its product as uncharacterized. Bases 1 to 1845 code for a protein of 614 amino acids. Gene Ontology annotation, cellular component: nucleus. The record is from RefSeq and is a predicted model, not a curated record. Gene Ontology annotation, biological process: regulation of DNA-templated transcription. Lineage: Eukaryota; Fungi; Ascomycota; Sordariomycetes; Sordariales; Chaetomiaceae. The transcript has 4 exons. Gene Ontology annotation, molecular function: DNA-binding transcription factor activity, RNA polymerase II-specific; transcription cis-regulatory region binding.